AUGGUUCUUCUUCUCAAAUGUGAAAAAGAAACUCAUUCAUUCAACAGCAAAGGGCAUGAAUCGAUAUGGCUGGUGUUCCCAAACAAGUCGAGCAUAUCGUCCAGGACGUAUGUUUGGGACAACUAUUCGUGUGUGAACACGAACAAUCGGAGAGAUAAGUCCAGCGCACCACCCAUGUCGCCGCCGAUUUCCUCUCAUGUGACUUGCCCUACUUGUCCUUGA
This is a messenger RNA of Ostertagia ostertagi, 222 nucleotides long. NCBI's taxonomy places the organism in Eukaryota, Metazoa, Nematoda, Chromadorea, Rhabditida, Trichostrongylidae. The record is from the annotation of a GenBank genome assembly.